AUGGCUUCGUCGAAGCUUCUCGCCCUCGGGAUCCUCCUGCUCGUCGUCGUCAACCUCGCGACUUUCGCCGUCGCCGACGACGACGACGACGACGACCGUCCGAAGCGCGAUCGCAAGCGGGACGGCUCCGGCAACCGCGACCAGGAUCGCGACAGGGACCGCGAUCGCGACGGCUCCUGCAGCAAGUCCGGCGGCUGCGCCGGCAGCGGCUCCGGCGGAAGACAGAAUACUGGCGCCGGCCGGCAGGGCGGCGGCGGCGCGGGCGGGCGCGGAGGCGGAGCGGGACGAACGGGGAGCGGCGCUGGCGCUGGUGCGGGUGCGGGUCGUAGCGGGCGGCUGGGCGGCAGCAACAGCGCGGGGAAGGUGCGGCAGGGCAAGAAGGGCGGCGGAAACUGCAGCGGCGGGUCUGGCUCGUGCAACGGCGGAGGCGGAGGCGGAGGGUCGGGGAGAAACGCGGCGGCAGCGAGCAUUCAGAGCGCGGGGUACGUGGUGGCGGAUAACCGGGAGAGGGAUCGCAAGAGGGAUGGGUCUGGCGACCAGGACCGCGACCGCGACCGCAAGCGCGACGGCUCCGGCUCCAGCUCUGGUUCCUCCCAGUGCUCCCGAUCUGGCGGGUGCACUGGCAAUGGCAGCGGCAGCGGUGCUGGUCGGCAGGGGUCGGGGCAGCAGCAGGGCCGCGGUCGUGGCGCAGGCGCAGGUGCAGGCGUGGGUGGUGGUGGUGGUGGUGGUGGUGGACGUGCAGGCGGAGCGGGCGGCAUGAGCGGAGGGGCGGGGCGGCAGGGAGCGGCUGGACGCACUGGCGCAGGUGCAGGGAAGGGGGCUGGCGCGGGGAUGAGGGGGAGCGGUGGGGGAGGUGGGAACUGCAACGGAAGUGGGUCUGUCUCUGGGCUCUGUACUGAAAUCGUACCUGAAGUGGAGGAGGACCUAUGGCAUGCGUACAACCUCAUUGCUCCGCAUGACCAUGUGCAGAGCACCACGUUCAGGUUCGUGCUCAGGUGGAUGCUCAGGAAGGUGCAGAAGGAGACGGGAGGGGGCGGCAGUGAGUCGGAGAGGAUCAAGCUGAGGCUGGAAGUGACAGUGGAGGUGAGUGGGGAGGGCGGUGGCUAUGCCUCUCUCACGCUGCUCUCAUCUCAUCUGCUCCCGUCAUCGCAGCUAGGGUCAUACCACACACUGGAGCUGGAUCUGCAGCGGGCCUUCACACUCACCAAGGACGUGUGGGACUCAGUGGCUAUAGACCGACUCAAGGAGGCAUGUGGUGAGUGGGUGGAGGGGAACAUGGACCCUUCAGCCAAUGCGGACUUAGCAGUGGUGGUGAUGCAGGAGGGGCUGGCUAACGCAAUCAAUAAGUUCUUCGAGAAUGUAUUUCAGGGUGUGCAACGGCACAUUGACUUCAACGUUAUCCGCUGCCUGCUUAUAGCGAGUCCUGGAUUCACCAAGGACCAGUUCUUUGAGUACAUGAUGCUGGAAGCAACACGGCAGAACAUCCGAGCCAUCAUAGAGAACAAGGCUAAGAUCGUGCUCGCACAUUCAACAUCGGGAUACAAGCACGCAGUGAAAGAGGUCUUGGCGCUGCCAGCUAUCAUGACUCAAAUCAAAGACACCAAGGCAGCUAAGGAGGUCAAAGCACUCGAGGACUUCUAUGCCAUGCUCUCAAACGACUCAGCACGGGCCUUCUACGGUCCCGGGCACGUGGAAGCAGCAAAUGAGCGCCUUGCCAUUCACACACUCCUCAUUUCUGAUGACUUGUUCCGCAACGCCGAUGUGAAGACUAGAAGGCGUUACGUGGACUUGGUGGAAUCAGUGAGGGCGUAUGGCGGGCAAGUGCACGUCUUCUCCCCCUCUCCUCCACAAACCCCCCCUUCCCCCCCUCCCCCUCGCCUUUCCCCCCCACCAUCACCAACCCACUCCCCUUUUACCACAGGAAUCAAUGCCGAUGUGAAGACUAGAAGACGCUACGUGGACUUAGUGGAAUCAGUGAGGGCGAAUGGCGGCCAAGUGCACGUCUUCUCCUCCCUGCACGUCUCUGGCGAGCAGCUGGUGAAUCUUGCUGGGAUCGCUGCAAUUCUUCGCUUCCCACUGCCAGAAUUGGAAGACAUGGAACUAUAG
Closterium sp. NIES-65 is the source of this 2106-nucleotide messenger RNA. The record is from the annotation of a GenBank genome assembly. Lineage: Eukaryota; Viridiplantae; Streptophyta; Zygnematophyceae; Desmidiales; Closteriaceae.